UUCACACCUCCACUGACGGAAGCGGAAACGGCGCUCCCUCCUUGGAAUAGUCCCGCUAGCUGGCUCCGGAAGCGGUAUUCCUUUACCUGUCUCGUUGGUCUCCUGUCAACAUGGCGUUGGCUGUCUUGCGGCUUCUGGAACCUUUUCCGACCGAGACGCCCCCGUUGGCAGUGCUGCUGCCGCCUGGGGGCCCGUGGCCGGCGGCGGGGCUGGGCAUGGUGCUGGCCCUGCGGCCUGCAGGGGAGAGUCCAGCAGGGCCAGCGCUGCUAGUGGCGGCUCUAGAUGGGCCGGGCGCGGGGACCGAGGAGCAAGGUCCCGGGCCCCCGGAGCUGCUGGUUAGCCGCGCGCUGCUGCGGCUCCUAGCUCUGGGUUCCGGUGCGCGGGUACGGGCGCGGCCAGUGCGGCGCCCCCCGGCGCUGGGCUGGGCGCUCCUUGGCACCUCGCCGGGGCCCGCGCUCGGACAGCGAGUCGGACAGCUGCUGGUGAGGCGCGGAGAGGCCCUGCCAGUGCCUGGACCGCGGGUCCUGGAGACGCGGCCGGCGUUGCAAGGGCUGCUGGGCCCAGGAACUCGGCUGGCUGUGACUGAGCUACGCGUGCGGACCAGACAGUGCUCGGAGAGUGGGGACCGCAGCCGGCCCCCACCUCCACCCAUGGUGUCCUCAUUUGCGGUUUCUGGCACAGUCCGGCGACUCCAAGGAGUUCUAGGAGGAACUGGAGAUUCACUGGGAGUGAGCCGGAGUUGUCUUCGUGGCCUCGGCCUCUUCCAGGGAGAAUGGGUAUGGGUGGCCCGGGCCGGGGAGCCAUCAAAUACUUCCCAGCCACACUUGGUCACAGUGCAGGUCCUAGAACCUCCCUGGGACCUCUCUGAGAGGCUGGGACCUGGCUCUGGGCAGCUAAGAGAGCACCUGGCUGACGGACUGGCGCUCGUGCCUGCCACAUUGGCUUUUAAUCUCGGCUGUGACCCUUUGGAAGUGGGAGAGCUCAACAUUCAGAGGUACUUGGAAGGCUCCAUUGCCCCUGAAGACAAAGGAAGCUGCUCACUGCUGCCUGGGCCUCCGUUUGCCAGAGAGUUACACAUUGAAAUUGUGUCUUCUCCCCACUACAGCACUAAUGGAAAUUAUGAUCAUGUUCUUUACCGGCACUUUCAGACACCCAGGUUAGUCCAGGAAGGGGAUGUUCUGUGUGUGCCAACAGUUGGGCAAGUAGAGCUCCUGGAAGGAAGUCCAGAGAAACUGCCCAGGUGGCGGAAUAUAUUUUUUAAAGUAAAGAAAACAGUUGGAGAAGCUCCAAGUGGACCAACUAGCGCCUAUUUGGCCGAUACCACGCAUACCUCUUUGUACAUGGUAGGUUCUUCCCUGAGCCCUGUUCCAAGGCUUCCUUCAGGAGAAUCCACUCUCUGGAACAGUUUGUCUCCUCCAGGCCUGGAGUCCUUGGUGACUGACCUCUGUGCUAUCCUAAAACCCCGCCUCCAGCCAGGGGGUGCCUUAUUGACAGGAACUAGCAGUGUCCUUCUCUGGGGCCCCCCGGGCAGUGGGAAAACCACAGUAGUUGAUGCUGCCUGUGGUCGCCUUGGGCUCCACUUAUUGAAGGUGCCCUGCUCCAGCCUCUGCGCAGACACUAGUGCAGCUGUGGAGGCAAAGCUGCAGUCCACCUUCUCCCGGGCCCGCCGCUGUCGGCCUGUGGUCCUAUUGCUGACAGCUGUGGACCUUCUAGGUCGGGACCGUGAUGGGCUGGGUGAGGAUGCCCGUGUAGUGGCCGCGCUGCGUCACCUCCUCCUCAGUGAAGACCCCCUUAGCAGCUGCCCUCCCCUGAUGGUUGUGGCCACCACAAGCCGGGCCCAGGACCUGCCUGCUGAUGUGCAGACAGCAUUUCUGCAUGAACUGGAGGUGCCUGUGCUGUCAGAGGGGCAGAGACUUAGCAUCCUGCGGGCCCUCACUGCCCACCUUCCCCUGGGCCAAGAGGUGAACCUGGCACAGCUGGCGCGGCGGUGUGCAGGCUUUGUGGUAGGGGAUCUCUAUGCCCUUCUCACCCACAGCAGCCGAGCCGCCUACACCAGGAUCAAGAACUCAGGUUUGGCAGGCAGCUUGAGCGAGGAAGAUGAGGGGGAGCUGUGUGCCGCUGGCUUUCCUCUCUUGGCUGAAGACUUUGGGCAAGCACUAGAGCAACUGCAGACAGCUCACUCCCAGGCUGUCGGAGCCCCCAAGAUCCCCUCAGUGUCCUGGCAUGAUGUGGGCGGGCUGCAGGAGGUGAAGAAAGAGAUUCUGGAGACCAUUCAGCUCCCUCUAGAGCACCCUGAGCUGCUGAGCCUGGGCUUGAGACGCUCAGGCCUUCUGCUCCAUGGGCCCCCUGGCACUGGCAAGACCCUCUUGGCCAAGGCAGUGGCCACUGAGUGCAGCCUUACCUUCCUCAGCGUGAAGGGGCCAGAGCUCAUCAACAUGUAUGUGGGCCAAAGUGAGGAGAAUGUGCGGGAAGUGUUUCACAGGGCCCGGGCUGCAGCUCCAUGCAUUAUCUUCUUUGAUGAACUGGAUUCUUUGGCCCCAAGCCGAGGGCGAAGUGGAGACUCUGGAGGUGUGAUGGACAGAGUGGUGUCUCAGCUCCUAGCUGAGCUGGAUGGGCUUCACAGCACUCAGGAUGUAUUUGUGAUUGGAGCCACCAACAGACCAGACCUCCUGGACCCUGCCCUCCUGCGGCCUGGCAGAUUUGAUAAGCUGGUGUUUGUGGGAGUGAGCGAGGACCGGGCCUCCCAGCUACGUAUUCUGAGCGCCAUCACACGCAAAUUUAAGCUAGAGCCCUCUGUGAGCCUGGCAAACGUGCUGGAUUGCUGCCCUUCCCAGAUGACAGGUGCAGACCUCUACUCUCUCUGCUCUGAUGCCAUGACAGCUGCUCUCAAACGCAGGGUUCAUGGUCUGGAGGAAGGGCUGGAGCCUGGGAGCUCAGCACUGCUACUUACCAUGGAGGACCUACUGCAGGCAGCUGCCCGGCUGCAGCCCUCAGUCAGCGAGCAGGAGCUGCUCCGGUACAAGCGCAUCCAGCGCAAGUUUGCUGCCUGCUAAGAGUCUCCUGAAGUCUGGGACCCUGCCCACAGUGCCUAAAGGUACCUAGCUAGCUUCACAUUGAGCCGUGAGAGGGAGGGGCUGCUGCCUACCCACCUGAAGGUACCUCCUCCCUCCGGGAGAGCCCCCAAGUGCAGAGUGAGUGGCAUUGAGACCCCAGCGAGAGCAUAAAGGCAUUGCCUGCCUUCUUGCCCCUUCUUCCAGGCUGGCUCUAAGAUUAAGACCCAUCUGUUCAGGGGAAGGGCAGCAGCCUAGGAUUCUGGGAAUUGGGCUGAGAAGGCCAGUUCUGUGGCUGAAAAUAAAGUGUUUGCCUCCCUCUGCUGGUGUUGUGGUAUGAAAGAUUGGAGUGGGGAGAACAGGGUUGUGGGAGGAGUAAGCCCUCAGGGAAGGCAGGGGUGGGCACUGUGAGCAGAAUCCUUCUGACAUAAACAUAAGGCAUGC
Otolemur garnettii (small-eared galago) is the source of this 3494-nucleotide messenger RNA. It is a transcript of the gene PEX6, whose product is annotated as peroxisomal biogenesis factor 6. The transcript is spliced from 17 exons. Lineage: Eukaryota; Metazoa; Chordata; Mammalia; Primates; Galagidae. Gene Ontology annotation, biological process: protein import into peroxisome matrix. The record is from RefSeq and is a predicted model, not a curated record. Gene Ontology annotation, molecular function: ATP binding; ATP hydrolysis activity. Gene Ontology annotation, cellular component: peroxisomal membrane; cytosol. Bases 111 to 3053 code for a protein of 980 amino acids.